Molecule: messenger RNA, 8552 nt
Organism: Caenorhabditis auriculariae
Lineage: Eukaryota; Metazoa; Nematoda; Chromadorea; Rhabditida; Rhabditidae
Source: the annotation of a GenBank genome assembly
AUGAUCAAUAGGGACUGUGGCGGCCGAAGCAUCACAUUCUUCCGUUUUUCUUUUGAAAUUGUCUUGAACGUCGGAAUUUUAGAAAAGAUCAUAAAAAUAUACGAUAUCGAAACGUGGGAGAAGAGUUGCGAUGAAGAAAAGGGGAAGGAGGAAGGCGGUUUCUUGCUAACAUUGUUUGAACAAGUGUUUUCGCGCCACUUUGGCCUCGCCUCCUCCGACAGCGCCGCCCCCAUAAAAUUGUUCUGAAUCCAGCCGAAAAAAUACAGCACUUUGAAAAAUUGCUUUUUUUUUUCUUCAGAAAUCGCAGUGUCAUUUUUUCUUCAUUUUCAAGAAAAGUAACGAGUAAGUGGUGGCUUUCUGGAUAUUCCAUCUCAAAGGUCAGAGCUGUCAGCCGCAUAACAUUUCCGUUGCUGAAUAAUUAAGAAAGCGGGCGAUUGAGAAAACGCGAGCUUCGAAGGAAAUUUCUCCACGGCGUUCUUCUGAAUUAUUAUGAGAGGAAAUAAUGACACUUGCAUUGCAAUGAGCUGGAAACAACGACUUGAAUUGAAAGGGAGCGUUGAGAAAACUAAAAAAAACUUCAUAUAAACUUCAGUGGGGCUGUUGGGGUUAUUAAUUUUCUGGGUGGUCCUCGCCGUUCCAAUUAUUUCUAGUUUUGCGAACUUUCGCUUGCUUUUUCCUUUUGCAAGUCUGAAGCCAUUCGACGAGCUUCUGGAAGUCAGAUCAGAAGGCUAAUUGGGAGAAAAAUAUGACCUCGAUAAAUUUGAAAAUAAAAGGAAAUUUUGCUCGACUGCCUGAACCUAUCCAUAUUUCUGAGAGAUCGAUUCCGCGGCGCCGCCCUGCCUGAUUCCGUAUUCUAUACAACACUACACGGCGGCUUUCAUCAAUUUGUCGCUUUGCUGACGGAUAAGCCUUCCUUUUACACUGGCGCGCACUUGCUCCUUUUUUCAACCCGAUAGAAUUGACGCACGUCUUCGUUUCUUUUUCUUUUCACCGCGCACCGCGCACCGCCUUCUGCAGAAUUCUGCGACCCAUAUGCUUGGCUAUCAGCUCCUUUCUCUCGAUUAGGAUGUAGCUUUUUUCGAUUUCAAUUAUAGCCUCUAAGAGACCGAGUUUUUCAGGCUUUUUUUUUCAAUCUUCCAUUUUUGCGUUAAGCUUCUUCUUUAUGCGAAUCUACUUUUCCCGUUCUAUCAAGAAAUUGAUAAAACGGGAAAGAAGAUUACACACAGUACUGAAAGUUCAUUUUUUUUUUUCACUUUUGGUUCAUUUUUAAACUUGUUAUAUUCAGAAGUUUUUAAAAACAAUUCUAUUGGUUUUUCAAUGACGAAGGAACAAUUAUAAGUUUUUUUUUCAAAGCAGAUUUUUUAAAGUUCGAUCUUUGAAGCCAGUAGAUCCUAAGGACCCUUCAGAAAAAAAUUUUUGCAACCAUAAAAUAGUCAAUUUUAACAGACUGGCUUUGUGCUCUGUAAUGAAACCUAAUUCACGACUAAUAAAUUAUUUGCAAAAAAUUGUUUGCUUCUUUUUUUUCCCAUGUCCUAACCGUAGUAAUGAAAGUUUAUGAAGUUUAUUAAAGAAGAGAAGCCCUUUCACUCAAUUGCUCAACGAUCCUUUCGUUUCGUUUUUUUUCUCGUAGAGCAUUAACAUUCCAAACAAGCGAUUGAAGGCGUAGAAAAGCGUUGAAAUUUUUUUGCAAUCGAAACUAGAAGCGGUUAGUAAUUAAUCGAAGAGUUGCAGGUGGAAUAUCCAGCGGUUAAGACUCGUAUUUGAACUGCAGUUUGUUGGAUCCAUCCGGCGACGUAAGUCUCUUAUUUCUUUAUUCCAACUCUCUUUUCUCUUAUUUUCACUUUUCGUCGAUAAUAAUUACAAUUUACGAUUCAUUCAGUCUUCAGAGUGAGAUGUAGAAAAACUCUCUGCUGAAUCAUGGUAUAAUUGAAGAGUUAGUCGUCGUUGCGGGUUACGGUCCACAAUCGUUGUCCAAUAAGUCCCGGCGUGACAGCUGAAGUUGGGAAAUAAUGUGGUCCCGUUGGUAGUACCAGCGAAUAAACUGCUUCAUCAUGUUUUUUCGUCGAUGUUAUCGCAAAAAUAAAAAAUAAAGUUAAUUUGAUAUCGUUGCGACUGAAGAGGUCAUUAGGAAUUUGCGCGCGAGACAAUGAGCUGCAAUGGCCUUUCUUCUUCGACGUAGCUCAUUAUGCGGUUGGCGGCGUGAUGUCGCGAAAACGAGCCAUCCGGAGCAAAAAGAGCAAAUUGCAGGGGAGCGUGGAUGGCGCCGUCUGGUGGCCGCUCGCUCUCGUCCAGAAGUCCUCCUGUCGUCCGCAAGCGAGCCAGUUUCCGCCUAACUCUGGUUAAUUUUUUUCACAAUGAUUUGGUAGAGAUCGAAAACUGAAAAAGAAACUGUUCUCUAACUUGCUGUGCGAGACUGUGACAAAGGAAAUCUAUUAGGGCGUACUUUCUGCAUGCUCAAGACUUUUGAGGAAAAUCUCUAAUUUCUUCGACUAUUUUCUCAGGGAAUUUAGUCUCAGAAAAACAUUUAGACAGACUUCUUUUUGUUUUUCAUUUUAUUAUUCUCAAUUAAUGUGAUAAAUUCCAAAAUAUACUCUUGAUCAUUAAAAAAUAUUUGAUUCCUUUUUUAUUUUCAAUCGUUUUGUCAAACUACCAUUCACUAUUUCAAGCUGUUUUUAAAUUUGCCCGACUUUUUUUCUUUUUCGUAAACAGCUUUGGGGCCCAUAAAAAUUAAAUGUCUGUUUUAAAAAAGUAUAAAUCAAAAAGUAAAAUGAAACUGAAGCAUUCCUAAUAAAGAGAUAAGAAAUUAUUUUUUUUUGUCCUAACGCUUUCUAGCUUAUUAAUAUUGUGGGACCUGAGAUAACGGCGUUUCGUUAACUUUAAAAAACGUAUUUUUGGUUUUUCUUCUAGUUAUUCGAUAUUUCUGUCAAGUUUAUUCGUUUUUUUUUCUUCUCAGAAAUCUUCUCUGCUUCGUUUUUUUUUUUUCAUAAAAUCUUCUUUCUUCUUACCAACGGUUAUUAUUUUUUUCAUAAGAAAAAGUAACAUAUAGAACGCACUAUUUAAGUAUUCAAGAACUUCUUAAAAUAAACUCCUUUCCAGCUUCUACAUGCGAUAAUCGGAUGCGUCUUCAGCGCGUUAAUAUUCUGCGCUGCAAUCGUCAUUCUUCCAUUUCUCGUUCUUCUACGGUUUUUCGGUCUUUUCAAGCAAAGUGGAGAACGAUUUGAGCAUCAGUAAGUCCCAAAAAAGUACCUUUUGGUGGAAAUCUCAUGGCUGUAUUAUGAUAUGGAUUCCUCCUUUUUUGGGAGGAAGUAGUUCUUGUUGGGAAAAGUAUGCAAGGGUUCAUUGCUAAUCCGAUAGUUUUUUCCCUUUGAUAUCAUACACUUGGUUAUCCGCAACUUAAUUCCGGAAUACGAGAAAAUGAAUACAUAAUCGUAACUUGAUUUUUAAAUUGUUUAGUCGAAAUGUUUCACACUAGUCAGUGACAUAGGUCUAUUCUAGAAAUGAGUUUUGUUUUCUUGAACUGUAAGAAAUAUAUAAUUUCUCGGAAUAAAGAACAUAAUUGAGAAGGUGCUCUCACAACUGGCCUCUGUGCGGCAAGGGAAACGACGUCGCCUGUCUUUUUUUGGAGGGAGAUGUUUCUGUCGAAAACCUCCGGCAGCUGGUUGGAACUCCGAGUCAUCUUUUUACAAGCUUGUUUCAGUUGACUCGUUUCUGCACUUUCCUCCAAAAAGUUUCAUCGACUCCCAGCAACCAAAUCGGCCAGCUGUGGGAUCAAGAGUUAGUUUUUGCCUUUUAAUUCUUCGAAGAGACUUCUUUCUAGACUCUAUUAUUGGUUUUGAAUACACCAGUGGAAACACUCAUUAGCACUUCAUUCUAUAGACAACAGUUAUCAAGAUAAAUCCACUAGAAUAAAGGAAUAUUGCACAUUCAAACCGACCUUCUUGAACACUAUCGCACGAUUACCGUAGUAAGUAACUGUUGCGAUACCGUGUUUUGCGGGCGAUAUGAGUUUAAAUUUUUUUCCGAGGGAUAAUUUUUUGUCUGAUGACAUGUUCAAAGAUCUUUCCGAGCUCACAUAAUUAUUGAGGUGAGUAAUUGUUAUAGGGCACCUGAAAUAACACCCAUUUAAUAAGUCCUCGGCUUUAUAAUUUUCCUUGCUCAACAAAAAUAUCUUUGAACGCGCCAAAAGACUUUUUGAUGCUUUUCUCUGAUUAUUAGCCUUUAUUUAGGCUAUCUAUGAAACUGUUUUUUUUUAAAGAAUUUUGAAAUAAAGAGAAUGAAAAAAAUCCAUCCAUAUUCUUUUAUAUGAAAGAAAUCCUCCAUUUCGCAAAUUUUUUUGUAUAAUUUCAAAAUGAAACAAGUUGAAAAAAAAAGUUUCUCAGGAAAAUGUGAAGUACACUAGAAAGAACUGUGGCUUGAUCAUACAUGGGCAGACCCUUUUAAAAGACCGCCAGAACCUCAGCUCGAAUUUUUCAAAUGAAAAUUAGUACUACUUCCAUGAGAUGAAAAGUUGAUCUUACUCCUCAAUUUUCACAAUAUUUUUUAGUGAAUUUCGUUCGUACGACUCAUUAAGUUCUUUACUCACCCUCGUAUGGGCUCGAUUUCUCAAAUCUUUUCAAAUUUUUUUGAGCUUCGUUAUGGAAGCUCAAACAUUUGAAAGAUUAAUCUUAUUAUCUUAAUUUCUUUGAAAAAUCCAGUAUUGUUUGAAACUCUAGAAGUUAGACGGGACGAUGUUAAAUUGAUAAAUUAAUCAUAAACAGACGACGACGACUUCGGAACUUGAAAGACCUGCAAAGAGUUUUGAGCGACGUCGUGACGUCAUCUUCCGAAGCUCUCACUGUUUCAAUCGUUAAGGACUUUGAAUCCGACGCCGACGUUCGUUUCAUCUCCUGAAACGAAAAAAGGCUUUUUAGAGCUCUCCUCGGACGCUGAUUCUGAUCUCGUGCUCGGCGGUGACUCCAAAUCUCUGCAUUUUUCGCACGCAAUGUAUCAUGUCCAGUUUUCAGCUACUGUGUAUUUCGGUUAGAAUUUUUUUUUUUCUGAAACCGAUUUGUUGUAGGGAAAACAAAUAAGCCAAAUUUCUCUGUAUUUUCAUAUGCUAUAUUGAGUUUUUGGGAAGCUACAGAUAAGACUCCUCUCCCACAUCCCUUUUUUCAGCUAGAGCCUCAACACAACACGAUCUCCUUGUCGCGCUACUCAAGAACGUUCUACAAAAGAAUUCUAAACGCUGUUCAGGUUGAAGAUUUCGCUUUUCUGUUCGAAAAAACUUCUGAAUAUAAUCAAUUUUUGCGGAUUUAAAAAGCGAAAAAGCCAGGUCGGCGAAGGUGAUUCUUUGCGAUCACGAUAACGCUUUCGCCGGUGAACUAGAAGUCGAAAGCGACCUAGAAAACAAAAAUAAGUCCUUUAUAUCUUUGUUGAACAAUAUUCGAUAAUGUUUUCAUUUCUUUUCGCAACGUUCUAAUUUUUGAACAUGUCAUAAUUGAACGUGUUGCAAUUUACAUUUAGCGAAUUACCUAGAAGCUCACUUCAUACCGUGCCGCACUACUUAUAGUCAAAUUUUCCCUCAUUUAUUUUGUUUUAGUGCGCCGUAGUGGGUCCCUGGAUGAUGGUAUGUCUGGCGAUUCGCCAGCCGUGCGUCAUGUGGAAGCAGAUCGAGCACAAGCACGGCUCUGUCGCAAAACCGAGGUACUGAAAGGAAAUCAAUCACCAGAGACUCCGUUUUCUCAGACGGAGGUUGGAAGACAGCCGCCACGGCGACCAGGUACAGCAGGCGCCUCUGACGUCUUCUGUACAAAUCAGCGUUCCGCGUCAGUUUUUUUUCCUUUUCUUUUUGGCUACAACUUCUAGAUUCGUUUAUGGCUGAAAACAGAUUCAAUCAUUGGAAAAAAUGUUUUCAACCAUUGAAGAUUCAUCAAACACAAAAAAAAGACAACAAAGUUUGAAAUUGAAUUUGGAGCCUAUACCUUGAGUCAGCUUUAAAUAUAUUGUUUUAAUAAAAGAAGUCUUCUUUUUUUAGAUUUCAGAAGAAACUUUCAAACCCCGUUUUUUUGGCAAAAAAAAACAAUAAAGAAAAAAAAAAUUUCUAUGAAAGAGCAUCCUUAUUGGCAGCACUUAGUGAAGGGAAUUAUAGUUCUUGAAGUUCAUUGAAAGUUUUUUAGUGCUAAAUGAAAAAAAAAAUCCCCUCCAACAGAAUAAAAGCAUUUGAAAACUACAAACCGAAGUAGACAAAGUUCAUUUGAAAAAUAGCCUUUUUUAGCAGAAGAAGAGAAAGAACGCGUGACGGUCUGGUGUGACCUUCCCUCGCCGGAGAUGCUCAACCGAGCCGAAAAGUUGCUCCGAGCGACGAGCGAAGAACUUCUGCUCUCUUUGGUGGCCAGCACCCUCAGACAUCACUUCAGGAGCGAGGUUUCCGGAGGCGACUUUCCAAAAGUGCCAGAUUGCCUCAGGGAGUUCUCCAUCCGCCGGACGUCGGCGUCUGCGUCCCCAUGAGCUGUCGUUCUUUCCGGCCCGUCACGUCUUCUAGGAUCUGCGACACGCUUCUUGUGCCCUUCCAGCUGCCGACGAGCGUCGAAGGUGUGCAGUCAAACUUUUUGGAAAACAAUAGUCUUUGCGAAAAAGGUUAAAUAUAGCACUUUGUUUGGAGUUCCUUGUGUAGUGUUCAAUUUAAAUUUUUCUGGGAUCAAGGUCUGAAUUUUAAAAGAGGUUUUGAAAGCUCAACAGGAAAAGUUUGAGCAUAUUUCACGGCUUGUUUCGAAAACGUUUGAAAAAGUUUAAUAAGAAAAUAAUCUUUCUUUUCAAUAAUUAUUGUGAAGCAAGUAACUGUUCAAUGUUAUAUGUGACUUUCAAAAAUGACAACUUUAAUAACCUAGGAGCUAUUCCAAGACUGUGGUCGGUGCAAAGACGACUUUCCGCGGCAGCCAACGGCAGUGUUCGAAAUGCUCUGAAAUUGUCUCAGACUUUGGGUAAAAACACUGUAGGACUUACUUUGCAUCACUUAGUUUUCAGGGCGAAAAUUCUUGCCAGAUUCUUAUUUACGGCCUCUUUUCCGACGUUUCUACAGGUUUCAUCGCGUUCAAGUUGCUUUUUAUCGCUAUGUUGGGAGCGAAAAAGUUUGUUUUUCUUCUGAUACGCAAACUGGGAAAUGGAUAUUGAUUCAGUUCUGCUCUGGAUCUUCGCUCGACUCGCUCCUGGUUUCUCCCUCGCUGGACCCCUCUGUCACGGCUUCUUUCGUCUUCCUACACGUCAACGACUCCAUCACAGUCUGCGCCUCUCUCUCCACCGCAGCUUUUUCGAAACCACGACGCCUUCUUGAUAUGUUCAAGGUUUUCCGAUAACUCACGAAGUAGAAACUGUUGGGCGAACCAGAGCGAGACGCAGAAGAUAAUCGGACACCUUUCAAUCAGACUUCUCUCUUUGCCGCAGACGACGAUCCUAUGUACACCGCCUCUCGAAAUUUCAGCCGAAGAAAGUCGAUUCGCGGUUGUAGACGAACUGUCUAGUCCUGAACAGGUUCCGACCCGGAAAUUAGACAAAAGUACAAACAGUUUCCAGGUCACAACUUCUGAUGGACCGGAGACAUCUUCUGAGGUCGAAACAAAGCAAGAUUUCACGCUGGAAGAGCUCUACGAUCUUCUGGCAGUGGUGCAAGAACAACUGGACGGCAUGAGGGCCAAUCCGCAGGUUCUUUCUUGUUCCUUAAAACUUACCAUAAGUACUGUUGCACUUUUUCGAAUUUCAUGUGAUUUGAAACUCCUCCUGAAAAUGUUUUCUAUAGUUUUUUUUGCUAACUCCUCAAUUUCUUUUAUAGGUUUGCAUUUUUCUUUACGAUAAGGUAUCCCUUAUUUCAUUUCUUAUGAAACGCCCUUUUGGAGAUCUCUGAAGCUCUGUUCUGCAGGGGGACCGCGGCGACUACGUUCAGAAGCUGGCGGCCUUGGAGUCGCGGAUGCACGAGUUCCACUCUUCUAUCGCUCAGAGACACAAAGCCAACUUCCUCAAGUCGGACGCUGUGGAGAGCGUCCUGGCGCCUUACAAAUCACAGAACAGUUCGUUUAGUCUUACUGUACUGGCUAUAAAGUCCUACCUUCGCAUCUUCGACUGUGAAUAUGUUCCAAAAGUAGUCAAAAUGAGAGAAACUCUGCUUUCUCCUAAAGUAAUGGUGCCUAGAAUGGAAAAGAAAUAAGCUCGUUGUCUAAUAAAACUUCAAACUUCAGGGACGCAACCUAAAAUUUUUCGAAGUUUGAACCUACUUUAGUUUUCAUAAUUUAAAUUUUUCCAUCAGGUAAAAAAUAUUGAGUUUUGAUUGUUAAUGGAUUUUUUUUCAAAUAAAAAAUGUUCACUGCAACUUUAUUGAUUUUAUUCUUUUCUGCAGUUUUGCAAAUGAAGUUCAGGAAUCUCUUGAAAAGACAGUUUCAAAUGCAACUUUUCCAUUUAAAAAUCUCCUUUUCAAGCAAUCAAAGCUUUAAAAAAACGCGUAUUUGCCGAUUUUAGGAGGGCGUCGCUUCAGCCGGGAGUAUAACCGGACCGAAGGAAGUGCCAGUCGAAAAGCUUCUUUCUGA